Messenger RNA from Centropristis striata (black sea bass), 1342 nucleotides. Its product is annotated as SUN domain-containing protein 3-like. Gene Ontology annotation, biological process: nuclear envelope organization. The coding region runs from base 420 to 1325 and encodes 301 amino acids. Gene Ontology annotation, molecular function: protein-membrane adaptor activity. The record is from RefSeq and is a predicted model, not a curated record. Lineage: Eukaryota; Metazoa; Chordata; Actinopteri; Perciformes; Serranidae. Gene Ontology annotation, cellular component: meiotic nuclear membrane microtubule tethering complex; nuclear envelope. The transcript is spliced from 8 exons.
GAUAGACAGAUAGACAGAUCACCUCUGUAUAUGUUGAAUAUGCAUGCAAAUUUUUUUUUACAAAAAUCUGUUAAUUUGUAGGAAAUUACUCGGAAAUUGGGACACGUACUACACGUGAUUAAAACUUUAUUGAUGUAUCAAAAAAUAUAUUAAAAAAUAAUAAUGAAUUAAUUUGCAUGGGAGAGAUAACCUCCUAAUUGGAAUGUGUGAUGUCACAUUAGAAUUACAAUUUGAAUCCUGAUGGAAGGUUCUAGAAUUCUUGUUAACUGGUGUAUCUAGGAGUAAACAUAUCUCAGACAAUCAGUUAGUUGCUUUGUUCAGUAGUGAUCAGUUGUUACUUCUGAUUUAGAGAAAACUAAUCUGUUUGUCUUGCCAUCAUUGAGGAUUUCAACCAAAUAAACUGGUACAUCACAGAGACUAUGUCAAUGGUUCGAAGAAGUAGUCGCCUGCAGGAAGCAGGCUACUACACGGAGGAAGGACUACCAACACUUUCCUUCAAAGAAAGCCCACGCAGGGUCUUUCGGCGGAGGUAUCGCCGUCGGCAUCAUGUGGACGUUCCAGUUCACCACGAGUCCACAGACACUGAUGAGUCUAAGCACAGCCGCACGGUUCAGACUCAGACCGACUGCACUCGUACCACACAAACACAAAGUAGCAUGAGCUUUUCAUGGCUGCUCCUUCUGGCUGGAAUCGUAUUAUUUGCAGUGCACAUGCAAGUACAAAUACUCGAGCUCCAGUAUGAGCUGCAGCUAAAGGAACAGCGAAUGGAAACUUCUUUCCCUGUGGCGGACACAAUGUCCAACUUCGCUUUAGAAUCACAGGGUGCAAGUGUUUUAGACCAUUUGUCUUCCGACAUGUAUCGGGAACAUACAUGGCAAGGAUAUGGAAUUUGGGAUCAUAUAGCUCAAUCCUACUGUGGUGGGCCGUCAGAACAACAGAGAAGAGUUAUACAGGGACACUCUUCACUACGUCCAGGAGAAUGCUGGCCCUUUUCAGGUGAAACAGGACAUUUGUUUAUUUCCCUUUCUCAUCCAGUUAUUAUCACACAGGUGACACUGGGCCACAUCACUAAGAGCCAGUCUGUGAGUGGACUGAUUGCAAGUGCGCCGAGGCAAUUUUCAAUCCACGGAAUGAGGACAGAGGACGGAAUAGGCACCAACUUAGGAACACUGGUGUAUGAUCAGGACGGCCCAGCAUUCCAGACCUUCAACCUGCCUAAUCAAGAAUUUUUCAGAUAUGUGAAGCUGGAAGUCGAAAACAACUGGGGCAACAUCGAUUACACGUGCCUAUAUAGCUUCAGGGUUCAUGGUAAGGUAAGUAAGUAGAUGGGUAAAUCAAUCUC